AUGGUGUGUAACAACACAACCUACGUGCAGAUCGUCCUCAACAGCACGGAGCUGAUGCUGGAGUUCAGCACGUACGCCUUCUUCGUGAACAACCUCAACCACAACUCUCCCAUGGCUAUGGCCAUCAACAAAUACGUCACGCCGGUCUGGGUUUUCAUCGGCGUCUUCGGCAACAUUGUCUCGGCUGUCAUCUGGGCCAGCCCACGGAUGCGAACCUGCAACACUGUGGCCUACUACCUGACAAGUCUAGCCAUAGCAGACCUCAUAUUUUUGUUUCUUCAUCUGAUAUACGAGCUGCAGAACCCCUGGUUGCUGGGAACAUUAGAUAUCCAAGGAUGGUGCCAGCUAUUUUCGAUGGUCCACAUCGCAGUUCAGUAUUUCUGUGUAUUUUUGGUGCUUGCCUUCACGGUGGAACGAUUUUUAUCGGUGUGCCACCCGUUUAAAUCUGAAAAGUUUAGUAAAACGAGAACUCCUCGAGUCAUCUUUGCCUUGUUUGUUUUAGCCAUUACUCUCAGUAUUCCUCAAGGAUAUUUCUGGAUUAUCAACAUCGUGGGCGAGUGCCAGCUUCGUCCUUCAGAGGCCCAAGGUGUGUCUGGUUCCUUCUUUUCUAUCUACACCUGGUGUACAGAACUGGCAGUGUUCAUGGCCCUGCCACUACUUGUGUUGAUUCUCAACGUUGUGGUCUGUCACAAAAUUAGGCGAGUGGGUACGUUAAAGAUAGGAAAAAGCAGCUCUCUGAGGAAAGAUGCAAGGACUCCGCUGACGGCGAACGAAGUAAAGUCAUCAGCGCUAACAGUAGAUGACGACUCGCCGUCGAGCAAACGUCUUAGUCGGACAAACGGGGGUUACAAUGCCAACAACAAGGGACCCACGGUGACCCUGUUAUGGGUGUCCUUCUAUCUGAUUGCUACAGUGCUGCCCAACACACUACUCUACGCCAUGCAGCCGUUUGUCUCGUACGGGACCAUGCCCUGCAGUAUCGACGAUAUGUCAGAUGAUCCAACCUGGAGUGCCUACUUUGUAUUCAUCGCCUUCAAACUUGUAGUCAAGGAGAUCAGUCUCUCUCACCACGUGGGCAACGUCUUCAUCUACAUGGCCACCAGCCGGCGCUUUCUGAGACUGUCCGUGCAGAACUUCUGCCCUCGGACACACCACUGUCGUGGGGAGUUGCGAGAUACUUCCCUGCAGACGAUGAGGAUCACACACAGCAGGUCCAUGGGGGUCGAUGUUUAG
This is a messenger RNA of Candidula unifasciata, 1233 nucleotides long. Lineage: Eukaryota; Metazoa; Mollusca; Gastropoda; Stylommatophora; Geomitridae. The record is from the annotation of a GenBank genome assembly.